AUGGACCCGAAGUUACUUGUGGAUCUAUCCCAAAGCUUUUCCAACCUUUUCCAAGACCCGCAACUUGCCGAUGUCUUUAUUGAAAUUGGUAAACCACCUGAGACUAAGACUUUUUCUGCGCAUUCAGGCUUGUUAUUUGCACGCUCCCCACAUUUUGCCUCGGAACUUAAGAAUGAGUGGGUUAAACGUAAAAAAGGAAAUGAGAUUAAAUUUGUUAAACCAAAUAUCUCUCCACGCAUUUUCGAGAUAGUUCUCAGAUACAUAUAUACUGGCGCAGUUUCCUUAGAAAAUCAAAACAUUCUCUCGAUUCUUGAAAUUUUGACUGCAGCGGAUGAACUUCUCCUAGAAGAUCUUAUCCAAUACAUCCAAAGCUUCUUGUUAGAACAUCGCAAGGAAUUGCUCCAAAAAAACUUCGCUACCGUUAGCCAAUUUGUAUUCAAACAUGAGAAUUUCAAGAGACUUCAAGAAUAUUAUUCGACUCUUUUAAAAUAUUCUGAUAUACGUCAAAUUGACUCCUGGAUCAAUGGAAAUGAUACAGCUCAAACGUCUCUAGUUCCUAUUACCCACAAAUACAAUCUUAUUUGUCGCGGUUCCCGUGAUGGUUUUACCGCGGAUAAUUUUCAUCGAAUCUGUGACGACAAAGGUCCUACAGUCAUAGUUAUUAAGACUAACAAGAAUGACCAAAUAAUUGGUGGAUAUUCGCUAGCGAGCUGGCACAGCAGGGGGCGGAGUGAGAGCGGUGUUGGGUGCUUUAUCUUUUCUUUAGGAGAUCGGAAUGGUCGCGAUCCUAUUCUUAGUCGGCACGCCUCCGGUCAAGGAAUUGCUUGCUGGAAGACACACGGUCCAGUAUUUGGAGAUCAAAGGGAUUUAGUCUUAUUUGAUGAACGUAUUCAAAAUGGUAGCAACAAUUAUACUAAGAAGCAGAGUUAUAAAGUUGCGAUUCUCUCGGGAGCUGAGCUAGGCUUUGUUGGAUAUAAUGUCCAAGAAUAUGAAGUCUUUCAAGUGGUCGAUAAAUUGCUCGAAUAG
Acaulospora morrowiae is the source of this 1026-nucleotide messenger RNA. The record is from the annotation of a GenBank genome assembly. NCBI's taxonomy places the organism in Eukaryota, Fungi, Glomeromycota, Glomeromycetes, Diversisporales, Acaulosporaceae.